CUCGUUCACCCACAGAGGAAAACACUGGAGCUCUGAGCAUCACUUUGAGCACAGAGUCAAUUUACGAAGAGGGUGUGUAACUCCGAGAGUUCAUAAUGUCUGGCUGGUAAGUCAGACUGAGAAAGCACCACACGAACUGACGGACUGACGCGCACGAGAGCAUGAUGAGCAGCAGUCAGUGUGAACGCGGAGCAGCUCAGAGCGCGAUGAGCCCAGCACACAACUACACCCUGAUGCUGGCUAUCCUCUUCAUCUCCUUCAUACCCAUCACCACAAGUGCUCCAGUGCUCUUGAACCCAUCUUCAAUAGAUCAUGAGCAGUUACUAACCCAGAUAAAUGAUCUGUGCUCGUUCUACCUCUCUGCAGACCCAUCCUUUAGAACAUCUGAUAUCCUGGAGGACCUGUGUUUCCUAAUGCUGGGAUCACUGCAAAAAUCGAAGGAGAUCACAGCUCGAGAGACCAGUAAAAGGUUCUUAUUUCAUUACACUAAACCGAAUGGUGCAGGAUUGUCAGAUGGGACGUCUACUGUGUUGCACCCUCUUCUGGAGCUCAUACCCCAGCUUGCCAGAAGAAGAAGCAGGAGAAUGAAAUUAAAUGAUGAUCUUCAAGGGCCUGGACGAAUCCAGAGCAGAGGGUACUUCCUUUAUCGGCCACGAAAUGGAAGAAGAUCUGCGGAGUAUGUGUAAAACAAUAAAGAAUC
Messenger RNA from Megalobrama amblycephala (Wuchang bream), 700 nucleotides. RefSeq names its product neuromedin U (gene nmu). The coding region runs from base 162 to 686 and encodes 174 amino acids. The transcript has 10 exons. Lineage: Eukaryota; Metazoa; Chordata; Actinopteri; Cypriniformes; Xenocyprididae. The record is from RefSeq and is a predicted model, not a curated record. Gene Ontology annotation, biological process: regulation of smooth muscle contraction. Gene Ontology annotation, molecular function: neuromedin U receptor binding.